Molecule: messenger RNA, 1401 nt
Organism: Acanthosepion pharaonis
Lineage: Eukaryota; Metazoa; Mollusca; Cephalopoda; Sepiida; Sepiidae
Source: the annotation of a GenBank genome assembly
AUGUUCCUUCUUGGAACGAAAGCCGUAUCGUAUGAGCUGUUUUCUAUUUUUAAGAUUUUUUUCAUCCAUCUCUCUCUCCCCUCAUCUCUCUCUCUCUCUCUCUCUCUAUCAGAUGAUUGGAACACAAAACUUAUACCUGUACUUUCAAAUCCCUGUAAAAAAAAAUCUAUCUAUCUAUCUAUAUGUUCACAUCUAUCUAUAGGUUCAUUAUCUACCUAUAUGUUCAUAUCUGUCAAUUUAUUUAUGUAUGUAUUUAUCUGUUUAUAUCUAUCUAUCUAUCUAUCUAUCUAUCUGUUCAUACCUAUCUCUCAAUCUCAAUUUCUUUCUUUCUUUCUUUCUUUCUUUCUUUCUUUCUUUCUUUCUUUCUUUCUUCGUAUGAUUUCCCCUCCAAACCUUCACUUUUCUUUCUUUCUUUCUUUCUUUCUUUCUUUCUUUCUUUCUUUCUUUCUUUGUAUGAUUUCCCCUCCAAACCUUCCUUUUUUUCUUUUUUCUUUCUUUCUUUUCUUUCUUUCUUUCUUUCUUUCUUUCUUUCUUAUGAUUUCCCUCCAAGCCUCCACUUUUUUUCUUUCUUUCUUUCUUUCUUUUUUUUCUUUCUUUCUUUCUUUCUUUCUCUUUCUUAUAAUUUCCUCCAAACCUCCACUUUUCUUUCUUUCUUUCUUUCUUUCUUUCUUUCUUUCUUUCUUUCUUUCUUUCUUUCUUUCUUCGUAUGAUUUCCCCUCCAAACCUCCACUUUUCUUUCUUUCUUUCUUUCUUUCUUUCUUUCUUUCUUUCUUUCUUUCUUUCCAUUUAUUCUACUUCUUUUUCCCUUCGAAUUUGAUUCACAUUUUUGAUUGCUGUCUUAUUUCUUUCUUUGUUUUUUCUUUUUUAUUUCUUUCAUCGUUUAUUUUCUUUUUCUUUUCUCUUUCCUUUCGAUUUCUUUCUUUCUUUCCUUCUCUCUUUAGAUUUUUUUUCCUUUCUUUAAAUUUCUUUCUUUCUUUCUGUUUGAUUUCUUUCAUCGUUUUUUUUCUUUUUCCUCUCUCUUUCCUUUCGAUUUCUUUCUUUUAUAUUAAUUUUUUUCCUGUCUUUCUAGUUCAGUGCUUUCUUCUUCUUUCUUUUAUUCAUUUCGUAAUUUCACUUUCUCUACCCCAGACUCUUUUUCUCUGUAUCUCCUUCUUAUAUUCUAUAAUUCUUGUAUUUUUUCAUCCAAAUCUCUUAUAUAUCAUUAUCGACAUCGACACCACUGACAGUACUAUACCACUUCCUCUCUAUAAUCUUGCUUUAAUCCACUCACUCUGUCUUUCUCUCUCUCUAUUUUUUUUCUAUUUUUACAUUCCUUUCUCUCACAUACCUACGAUCCUUCCGCCUCAAGACCGGCCGUCACACCAUGUCACCUCACUUCUUUGCGUAUUACUAGUGAUCUAG